CUAGAAUGGCGACUGCUGCCUUUGGUCGUCAAUGUACAACAGGAAGUAAUACUGCCAAAUCACACAAAGAACACCUGAGAAAAGGUAAGGAUUCACGACGGAGACAGGCGGCUCUUUUGUUCCUCAACAACAUAUCUUUAGACGGAAGGCCUUUGUAUCAUCUCAGUAAUGGAAACCACGGUCAAAGGGAGGCCGCCGAGCUCCGAAGUCGAGACGCCACCGGGGCACAGGCGACUAGACACCCUCUUUUCUCACCGAGUAUCUACGGAACCGUCUCCCUUGUGGCACCCUCCUUGGCCGGUGGCGCUGCUACUACUGUGGCGGGGAUUGGGGGACUGAGUCCAGUCCCUCCUAAUUUGGGCAUGUCUACAUACACGGGCUCAAGUACUGCUGUUGGGUGUAGUGAGGUGUUUUUUGAGGGUGUAGACCCCAUGGUACCCCCAGAUACCCCUCUGUCCCCCACCUCUGGACCUCAGACAUUCAAUCCAAGUGCCAAAUCAUCAUUUGUGCUCCAGACUCAGAAUUCCGUGCCGGGGGAUACAUAUCAAAGAUCACGGAAUCAUUCGGGCUCUCCAGGACCUGCAAGGGUGGCCAAGAAGGUCCACUUUAUCAAGAAUAUGAGGCAAUACGACACAAGAGGCAGCAGGAUCAUGAUGAUUUGUGCCAAGCGGUCUCUAUGUGCUGCUUUCUCAGUGCUGCCCUAUGGAGAGAGUAUUCACCUCAGUGACCCAAAGCUGGAGGCUCAGAGACAACAGCUGUCCUCUGGGGUGGUAUCUGACCUGUUCCCUGGCCUGGAGGGCCUGAGGGUGGAGCUAGGUGCAUAUGGAAAGACGGUAUCGUACGCCCAGUUCCUUUUCCCCACUAAUGCCUUGGUGAGGCCAAAGAGCAGUGGAGCACUAGAGCCCAGCACAACACAGACCCCCCUGUCAUGUUACCGAGGCAACGGCCAGAAGAACUACACCAUCCCGUCUCGACUCAACAGCACCAUAGGACAGGACCAGAGUAAGCUCCACUUCGCUAUAAUUGUUUUUGCAAUUAUUACUGUUGUCUUCUCAUUUAAAAUCAUUUUUACAGAUAUAGAAGACCUGGCAGACUAUGAUCCCUACCUACUCAGUGACCCUCAGUGGCCUUGCGGGAGACACAAGAGAGUUCUUAUAUUCUCAUCAUAUGUGACGACUGUUAUUGAGUAUGUGAAGCCGUCAGACCUGAAGAAAGACAUGAAUGAGACGUUCAAGGAGAAGUUCCCCCAUAUCAAACUGACCCUCAGCAAGAUAAGAAGCCUGAAGUGGGAGAUACGUGCAGUGGGAGAGGAGUGCAGUUUGCAGCCGGUCACAGUUGCCAUGGCAUUUGUGUACUUUGAGAAACUGGUGAUGCAGGGCCGCCUGAACAAGCAGAAUAGGAAGUUGGUGUCUGCAGCAUGCGUCCUACUGGCAGCCAAGAUCAGCAGUGACCUGAAGAAGCAGGAGGUCCGACAGCUGAUUGACAAGCUGGAGGAGCGUUUUCGUAUAAACCGCCGGGAGUUGAUUCCAUUGGAGUUCCCUGUCCUGGUUGCCUUGGAAAUGGGGCUCUACCUCCCUGACAGCAAGGUCAUGCCGCACUACCGCAGGCUGGUGAAGCAGGGCUAAGCUGGAGCCUGGAGGUGGCCCAGAGAACUGGCCUGGGCCAGUGGAUAUUUAAGUCCUGAUGAUAUUGAUUGGAAAUGCUGAUCCUGGUGUAGCAGGCCAGCCCAGCCUACAUGCCCCUUAUUCAAACGGAGGAGGAAAAAAAACUGUUUAGGUACUCAAUAUUUAUUUUUAAUUCUUGAUGUAUUCAUAAACAUUUAUUUUGAUUGAAUGCAAUACAAUAUCUUAAUAACUUGAUAUGACAAUAUCCAAUAUAAUAUCUUGGUAUUAUAUUAUUAUUAUUUCUGGGGUGUGUAUGGCAUUCUGAUGUGAAUAUUUUUUUCAUAGAAGGGUUCAAAACCAUGUUUAUUUGUACAAACAGUACACCUUCAAUAUUUACUUAAGAAUAGCUCCAAAACUGAGUGUAGGAUGGCAACCUGAUGGGGGUGUCUGUAAGAACACACAGAGAGGAGGGUAGCCGUUGGACUUUAUUAUUGUCUAGUUGAGGUAUUUUGGUCUUGAAGGCAUUGGUGCUCGGAUGAGCGGCAAUGAUGGGUUACAGGUGAUCAGAUGUAGAUGGUUUUAGUUGUCAAUAUACGCAUCUGUUGGUCUCCAUUGGUUUGGUUGCUUGUGAGAAGAAAGCUAACGAAUGCAGGUGAGAGCACAGGUGGUUGUUAUGGAGGUUAUGCAUGCUGUUUGAUGGAGGUGUGUGGCGACUGAGGGGCAGGCUGGGCCAUGGUGAGGAGUUUUUUUUUAAUGCUUUAUUGAAGAGAUGAUAGUGUUGGAAAGUCGAGUGGGGAGUUAAAGUGGUGGGUGCUUAUAGUUGUCCUAUUUCACACAUGUGCAAGUGGGCCGGAUUCGAACCAACCAUACAUGUGUGCCGGGGUCAGCGGCUGUAACCGCAGGACCACACAGGCCACCGAAGUAUGAGUUUUCUAAAUUACAUGGACCUAAAAGCAGCAGGCCAAAAGGCAUCUUUGUUGUUCAAAGUAAAAAACGAUUAAAAAAAUAAAACCAGAUUAAGACUCGCAACGCAUUCAAAACGCAUGAUAGCGCUCUAUGUUAGAGAUGUUACAGAUCACAUUAAAUAUGCUGCUUGUUCCUUCUAA
Coregonus clupeaformis (lake whitefish) is the source of this 2710-nucleotide messenger RNA. Its product is annotated as CDK5 and ABL1 enzyme substrate 2. The transcript has 8 exons. The record is from RefSeq and is a predicted model, not a curated record. Lineage: Eukaryota; Metazoa; Chordata; Actinopteri; Salmoniformes; Salmonidae. Bases 6 to 1625 code for a protein of 539 amino acids. Gene Ontology annotation, biological process: regulation of cell cycle.